Messenger RNA from Staurois parvus, 275 nucleotides. NCBI's taxonomy places the organism in Eukaryota, Metazoa, Chordata, Amphibia, Anura, Ranidae. The record is from the annotation of a GenBank genome assembly.
AGCUUACUUCCUCUUUAACGUGACAUCACUGGCUCCCCGCUACGUGUUGCAUCACCAAAUCACGUGACCUUGUCAGGGGAACUGCAUUACUGCAUUCAAGGGGCGGACUGACAACUCUUGGGGCCCCCGGGCAAUAGGGAAUCAUGGGGCCCCUGUGUCCUUUGCCCAAACUCAAAAAAGCAUAUGAAAAAGGUACCAGGGGCAUCUCAUGGGGCCCCCUACUGACCCCGGGCCCUCGGACAGUGCCCGAGUUUCCAAAUGGUCAGUCCGCCCCU